Paramecium sonneborni is the source of this 312-nucleotide messenger RNA. NCBI's taxonomy places the organism in Eukaryota, Ciliophora, Oligohymenophorea, Peniculida, Parameciidae. The record is from the annotation of a GenBank genome assembly.
AUGGAUAGAAAGCCUUAAAAAUAAUUUACAUUAGAUACUUCUAAUGAUGAUUGUCGUCUAAGGGAUGAUUAAGAUUUUUCAGAUGAUGAUAAAGCAAAAUCAAAAAAGGUGGAUUUUAGAAGUAAAUAAACUAAAAAGCUGGAAAAACAAUUAAUAAAAUUAGAUAAAGUUUAGAACUCUUAGUAACCUGUGAGUAUGGAAAUAUAUUAUUUACUCAAAUUCUAAUAGAACUUAAUUUAUUAAGUUACAAGCCUUCAUACCAGAAUUAUGAGGAUUAUUGAGAGCUAAUUUGAUUAUUCCACAUUAUUAUGA